Xiphias gladius (swordfish) is the source of this 2863-nucleotide messenger RNA. RefSeq names its product C-type lectin domain family 4 member M-like. NCBI's taxonomy places the organism in Eukaryota, Metazoa, Chordata, Actinopteri, Istiophoriformes, Xiphiidae. The transcript is spliced from 5 exons. Gene Ontology annotation, cellular component: external side of plasma membrane. Gene Ontology annotation, biological process: biological process involved in interspecies interaction between organisms. Gene Ontology annotation, molecular function: fucose binding; D-mannose binding. The record is from RefSeq and is a predicted model, not a curated record. Bases 1416 to 2192 code for a protein of 258 amino acids.
CACAUGCCUUAUCACUGGUAUGAGCAGGAGACAAACAGAUCAAUAGGCACUACUUUCACCAGUAUAAUGGAGAAGUUACAGUCACAGUCAGAACAUGAGGAGGAAAUGUCAUUUGAACAAAAGAUUUCUCGACAUUUCAGCACAGAUGGGCAUAUGCGCUUUCACCAUCAAGCAUUUGGACAAGGUCUGUUUACAAAGGAGGUAGAUCUACAUUUCCACCCCACCGACGGGUUAUACUGAGUCUGGGCCUGCUGAAUGCUGUUCUGCUCAUAGCUGCUGUUGUCAUUGGGAUUUACUGUAAGUAUGAGAGUUCACAGGAAGCUGCCUAUGGCCUAUCUGUUGGUUGAUGUACUAUACAGGUAUGUGCUUCCGCUGGGGGCCAUUUAACAGCUUUUUUUUUUUUUAAACAGAAGUGUGCAUAUCAACGUCUGCGGCAGAUUUGAUGUGUAUCUCGAUAUGCGCUGAAUGAUUUGAUACAUAUUUUGGUCUGUAAAAUGUCAAAAAAUAAAUACAAAUUACCAUCACAAGUUCCCAGAACCAAAGGUGACAUCUUCAGGUUGCUUGUUCUGUGCUUGUUUUGUCUGAAUAUCAGUUCUGAAACCAAAGGUACUCAGUUUACAAUCAUAUAAGACAAAAUGUUCACAUUUCCGAGACUGGAGUCAGCAAAUUGAAUUGAUUAUCAAAACUGUUGCAGAUUAAUUUGCUGCUGAUCAAAUAAACGAUUAAUUGUUUAAGCUCUAUAUCAUAAAAUGCGAUUUAAGACAGUGUGAGUAUGACAGUCCAAGGUGCUGAUCAGACUGUGCUCCCAUGGAGCAUGAAGGUGGUCACAGUUGUGCGACAGACAUUUUUAAUUAGAGUAAGUGUCUACAACCGCACUAGCAGUUCUGUGACACUGUACAUAGGCACUGCUGUGCUUUGAGCUAAGUGCCGACUUUGGCAUGCUCACAUCCACACAACGCUAACACACUUAUCUUAAGCAGGUAUAAUUUUUACCAUGUCCACCAUCUUAGUUCAAUGUGUUAGCAUGCUAAUAUUUGCUAAUUAGCACUAAACACAAAGUGCAGCUAUGGAUGAAGGGAAUGUCAUCAAUUUUGUAGGUAUCUGGUCAUAGACCAAAGAAGUUUCACAAAUGAAAACACCCUCUAGGAAUAAUGAAGGUCUUUAGAGAAUUACCUUGUGUUUGUUUGAGUUGAUGUUGAAAUAUUUCAUUGAGUAAGUGAAAUGGGGGUGCUAGAGUCAAAGUCAAAGUCAAAGUCAGAGUCAGAGUCAAAGUCAGAGUCAAAGUCAGAGUCAAAGUCACGUCCUCACAGGAUUGGUCCUGUAAGGACCUUUAAUGCCUGCCUGAAAUUUCAUGGCAAUCCAACAGCUGUUGAGAUAUUUCAGUCUGGACCAAAGUGGUGGACUGUCCAAUUGACAUGUUGAUAGCAAAGCAAAAAGAAUUUACCUUGACUUCACACACAAUUUUGCAACAGUUCCUCCUUCUGUUUGUUAUCACAAGUUUUUAUGUCUCAGGUGCCAAAGCCAAAGACCUUCAGAUUCCUUAUUCAGUUCUCCACAAUAGCAGUGAUAUCAUCAGAGCUAAUCUGGAGGCCCAGGCAGCAUUAAAGCGAGAGCGCACCAGCCACCUGCAACUAAAGCUGCUGGUGAAGCAUAGGAAGACUGUCACCGAUGGCCUUCAGAGACAGAUGGAGAGUCUACAGACAGAGAAGACAAAUCUAAAGAUUAACAGAACUACUUUAGAGGAAAGCUGUGGCAGAUGCCUACCAGGAUGGAUUCUUCUUGAAUCAUCCUGCUAUUUUUUUUCUCACCCUGUGUCCCAUUCCAAGAAGAACUGGGCGGAUAGCAGAGCAUACUGUAUUAGUCAAGGCGGCGACCUACUUGUAAUCAAUAACUCGGAGGAGCAGCAACGUAUGAGUGACAACUUUCCAAAGGUGAGCAGCAGCAGUAUGUGGUGGCAGAACGGCCUCUGGAUCGGACUCACUGAUGUAGCUAUGGAAGGAACAUGGGUGUGGGUUAACAAUGUGACUGAAUUUAAAACAAUGUACUGGAGACCUGGACAGCCUAACCGAAGUGGACCUCAGAGCGGGAACUGUGCUGCUUUUUAUUUUUAUUCUGGUAGCAGGGGGACAUGGUAUAAUGGAAACUGCCAUGACCAUCAGUUGAGGUGGAUAUGUGAGAUGGAGCCAAACUAGCCAUGACGUCUCUCAAGUAGAAAUCACAACAGGACAGAUCAUUUGUGUCUAAGCAAAAUUGUUAAAAUAAACUAACUGCAGUGCGAUGGUGUCCAUAUUGUAUGUGAUCAUUUUAAAGGUUUUACACUUCUUCAGGCAUAUGUGGAAUGACAACAGACAACUGUCUUCGCAGCUGGUACACAGUAGGUGCCCUGCAGCGACAGACAAUUUUUCUUCAGUUAUGUUUUUAGUAGAAAAAAGCAAAAAUGGUAAAAAUAUGGCAGGACAGUGCAACCAAAGAAACACGGGAGACUACGCGCAAGCACGCACGCACGCACACACUUGCUCUUAGUACCAUUUCACCAACUUGUGGAUUCCCACAGAAGUCCAUACCCAUAGCUGAAAACCAAAAGAAUAACGGAGCUGACUGAUGAGUAGAUCCUGGUGAUUUAUAUAUGUUGAUUGAAAUAAAUCAUACUUAGCUAAUUGAAACAAAAAGUGACACCUAAAGAAUUGUGUCUCAUAAAUGCAAUAAGUUAGCAAACAUUUUCGUUUAGGUGAUCAGAAAAUGACACAGCUUUAUCAAAUUACCUUCCUGUAAAUGUUUAACACAUGAGCUUGAUUCUCUGUUUGUAAUGUUGCACACAGGUACGGGGCAACGUCCUGACGAAUAAUCUCUCGGGGGCAAUCAC